This is a messenger RNA of Microcebus murinus (gray mouse lemur), 1946 nucleotides long. Its product is annotated as ufm1-specific protease 2. Gene Ontology annotation, cellular component: nucleus; endoplasmic reticulum. Gene Ontology annotation, molecular function: deUFMylase activity. The record is from RefSeq and is a predicted model, not a curated record. Lineage: Eukaryota; Metazoa; Chordata; Mammalia; Primates; Cheirogaleidae. Gene Ontology annotation, biological process: proteolysis.
GUGUACAGCAGUGAAAUUACAUUGUUCCUUCAUAGACGUAGAGAAAUCAAAAGCAUGGUUACUGUUGCCAAGGAGCUUAAAAUCUAGAUGUGAACAGUGGAAGUGUGAGCCCCAACUUGUAUAUGAGCUCCCUGAGAGGCUACCUUCUUCUCUGCUGAAUCCCCAGAGCUUUAAGUAGUACUUGCCAUAUGAUAGAGUCCUCAAAAAUUAUUUGUGGAAUGAAUCGAGAUCAAACAGCAUAUAGUGAUAUAUCAUCAAGUAUUAAAACUGUAAGAGUAGAAGGAGAUCAGAGAGAAGAGUGAAGAAGACUUGAUGAAGAUGGUGACUUUGAGCAGAGCCACAAAGUGUUACAGAUUUCGAAUGGGUGGUGGAGGAGAGAGGAGUGGGCAAACAGGCAAGGAGAAAAGAUGAGAAAGGAACCCGUGGGCAGGUGUCAGUGCCCGUGUCACCGCCACGUUGCGGACAUGGGGAUUUCAGAAACUAUGGAUAUACUCUUCAGAAUAAGAGGAGGCCUUGAUCUGGCUUUUCAGCUAGCUACUGCUAAUGAACUUUUUAUCAAGAAGGCACUAAAACAUGUGUUAAGUGAUCUGUCUACCAAGCUUUCUUCAAAUGCACUUGUGUUCAGAAUUUGCCACAGUUCGGUGUAUAUAUGGCCCAACAGUGACAUAAACACCAUUCCAGGAGAACUGACUGAUAGCUCUGCUUGUAAGAACGUAAUGCGCUUUAUUCAAUUUGAGCAGGAAGAAGAUAUAAAACGAAAAUUCAUGAGAAAGAAAGACAAAAAGUUAUCGGACAUGCAUCAAAUAGUAAAUAUAGAUCUUAUGCUGGAAAUGUCAACCUCUCAGGCAGCUGUGACUCCCAUCAUCGAAAGGGAAAACGGAGGACACCAUUAUGUUAAUAUGACUUUACCAGUUGAUGCAGUUAUAUCUGUUGCUCCAGAAGAAACAUGGGGCAAAGUUCGUAAACUUCUAGUUGAUGCAAUUCAUAAUCAACUAACUGAUAUGGAAAAAUGCAUUUUGAAAUAUUAAGGAACAUCUAUUGUGGUCCCUGAACCACUGCACUUUUUAUUACCAGGGCAAAAAAGUCUCGUAACAAUUUCAUAUCCGUCAGGAAUUCCAGAUGGUCAGCUUCAGGCCUAUAGAAAGGAGCUACAUGAUCUCUUCAAUCUGCCUCAUGACAGACCUUAUUUCAAAAGGUCUAAUGCUUAUCACUUUCCAGAUGAACCAUACAAAGAUGGUUACAUUAGAAAUCCACAUACUUAUCUUAAUCCACCUAACAUAGAAACUGGUAUGAUUUAUGUGGUCCAGGGCACAUAUGGCUACCAUCAUUACAUGCAGGAUCGGAUAGAUGACAACGGCUGGGGCUGUGCUUAUCGAUCUCUGCAGACGAUCUGCUCUUGGUUCAAACACCAGGGAUACACAGAGCGGUCCAUUCCAACACACAGAGAAAUCCAGCAGGCUCUAGUUGAUGCCGGUGAUAAACCAGCAACAUUUGUCGGAUCACGGCAAUGGAUUGGAUCUAUUGAGGUACAGCUGGUACUAAACCAACUGAUUGGUGUAACUUCAAAAAUACUGUUUGUCAGCCAAGGUUCAGAAAUGGCCUCUCAAGGACGAGAACUGGCUAAUCAUUUCCAGACUGAGGGAACGCCGAUUAUGAUCGGAGGAGGAGUUUUGGCCCACACAAUACUCGGAGUUACAUGGAAUGAGAUAACAGGGCAGAUAAAAUUUCUGAUUCUAGAUCCACAUUAUACAGGAGCUGAAGAUCUACAGGUUAUUUUGGAAAAGGGCUGGUGUGGAUGGAAGGGUCCAGACUUUUGGAACAAGGAUGCUUACUAUAACUUAUGCCUUCCUCAGCGACCAAAUAUUAUUUAAAGUGUCUUGGAGUCUAAGACUGCAGUAAAGUGGUAUUGUAAAUUUAAUAAAGAAUAAGUUUAAUUUCAGAUUAAA